AUGCAGAGUCAUCACUCCAUGGAGACAAAACACAUGCAGAGUCUUCACUCCAUGGAGACAAGACACAUGCAGAGUCUUCACUACAUGGAGACAAGACACAUGCAGAGUCUUCACUCCACGGAGACAAGACACAUGCAGAGUCUUCACUCCACGGAGACAAGACACAUGCAGAGUCUUCACUCCACGGAGACAAGACACAUGCAGAGUCUUCACUCCACGGAGACAAGACACAUGCAGAGUCUUCACUCCACGGAGACAAGACACAUGCAGAGUCUUCACUCCAUGGAGACAAGACACAUGCAGAGUCUUCACUCCAUGGAGACAAGACACAUGCAGAGUCUUCACUCCACGGAGACAAGACACAUGCAGAGUCUUCACUCCACGGAGACAAGACACAUGCAGAGUCUUCACUCCAUGGAGACAAGACACAUGCAGAGUCUUCACUCCAUGGAGACAAGACACAUGCAGAGUCUUCACUCCAUGGAGACAAGACACAUGCAGAGUCAUCACUCCAUGGAGACAAGACACAUGCAGAGUCUUCAGUCCAUGGAGACAAAACACAUGCAGAGUCUUCACUCCAUGGAGACAAAACACAUGCAGAGUCAUCACUCCAUGGAGACAAGACACAUGCAGAGUCUUCACUCCAUGGAGACAAAACACAUGCAGUCUUCAGUCCAUCGAGACAAGACACAUGCAGAGUCAUCACUCCAUGGAGACAAAACACAUGCAGAGUCAUGA
Entelurus aequoreus (snake pipefish) is the source of this 738-nucleotide messenger RNA. Its product is annotated as histidine-rich glycoprotein-like. Lineage: Eukaryota; Metazoa; Chordata; Actinopteri; Syngnathiformes; Syngnathidae. The record is from RefSeq and is a predicted model, not a curated record. Bases 1 to 738 code for a protein of 245 amino acids. The transcript has a single exon.